Messenger RNA from Polyodon spathula (Mississippi paddlefish), 2577 nucleotides. RefSeq names its product src-like-adapter 2. Gene Ontology annotation, molecular function: protein binding. The coding region runs from base 329 to 1165 and encodes 278 amino acids. The transcript is spliced from 8 exons. The record is from RefSeq and is a predicted model, not a curated record. NCBI's taxonomy places the organism in Eukaryota, Metazoa, Chordata, Actinopteri, Acipenseriformes, Polyodontidae.
AGAUAGGGACAGAGAAGCAGAAACUAACCAGCCCCCAGCUGUACAAAGGUAGUGCUACUCUGGCUUUACAUCAGCUCACACCUGCACACUGAACUCCACAGGAACAAGUAAGAGGACCACCUCAGAACUUCAGACAGUACACGAGGACUUGAGGGAGAGUGUAGAGCACACAGAGGAAUACAGUGUCUACCCACUGAGGAUAAAGGACAAGACAGCUGAAGAAACACAGCAUCACACCCAGAAUAACCGAAAGGGUACAAUGAUCCCACAGAGCCAGCGUCAAGGUGUUGUGAGUUUGUGAUCAGCAGCCAGUGGAAUCCAGUGUGAGAUGGGAAGUCAUCCCACUAAAGCAAGGUGCAGCUCUUCCUUACAGUCCAGCUCAACCAACCAGCAGACAGCCUCCACUCCACAGCAGAACAGCAUGACCCUGCCCUGCAACACAGCUCUUAAGAAGUAUGUGGCGGUGUCUCUUUACACCUACCCUUCUGGAGGGCCAGCAGAGCCUACUGUUCAAGUAGGAGAGAGGCUCAAUGUUCUUUCAGAGGAAGGCGACUGGUGGAAAGUGUCCUCUUCAGCAACAGGCAAAGAAGGGUACAUACCGAGCAACUACGCAGCCAAAGUGCAUCAGAGGUGGCUCUAUGAAGGAAUCAGCCGCGACAAGGCAGAGGAGCUGCUGCUCCUACCUUACAACUGCGCCGGGUCUUUUCUGAUCCGGGAGAGCCAGACUCGCAGAGAUUCUUAUUCGUUGUCGGUGAGGAGGUCUAACAGUGCCACAUGGGAGUCCAUCAAACACUAUCGUAUCAACCGACUGGGGAACGGCUGGUUCUACAUCUCUGCACGCCUCACCUUCCCCUCCCUUCAGCACAUGGUCGACUUUUACACAGAUUCAGGAGAGGGUCUGUGCUGCACUCUGAAAGAGCCAUGCUAUAUCCAGGGCUCCAAUAACGUCCCUGUUCAGAACAUGCCAGAGCCCAUCAUGGUGAGGAAGCCCACCCUCAACUGGAAAGAUGUGGACAGCUCCAUGUUGUUCGGUACAGACAAAGAAGACACGGAGGAGUCUCUGGUGAGUGAGGGUCUGCGUGAAGCCAUUAACUCUUACCUGUACAUGACGGAGCAGAAGGGCUCUGACCAGGGGGGCUGCAGCAAGAGCUGGAAGACAUGCUGAGCAACGGCACGGUGCAAAAAAAAAAAAAAAAAAGCAUAAUUACUUAUCAUCAUUUUUUCUGCAUGCGCCCAGUGACCAAAUUAAGAAACUGUGGUUCCUUAGAUGAAGGAACUUUCAAGAUGAAGCUGCUCAUCCCAGAUCUCCAAGACCAACAGACAAGUAGAGUGAAGCUUUGAACGAGAAGAUUACAGACUGCGGAAAAGCUAGCUGCUGUUAGUUCUCAUUGCUAGCACUGUUACUGUCCAGCAAGCCAAAGGACUCCUUAAUAUACCUGACAAGCGCUCUGGGAUCCUCCCACCUCUCCUCUAUACUGAGGCCUGGUCUGGAGGGUCUUUGACAUUCACAAGACAGGAGAGAGCGCCAUUGUAUGGACACCUAUGCACAUCUUCAUGUUUUUCUUGGACAGUUGCUUUAGGGUUCAGGUUUCCCCAGAGUAAGUCUGUUUCAUAUAAUUGAUCUGUAUAGUGAUUACAUGCCUGUUAAACAUAAUGUGAUCCAGGAGGUAUGCAGUCCUUCUGUCAGUCCUUUAAAAGUUAAAAUAAAAAAAUCAGAAUCAGUGGCUUUUAUCUGUUUAACAAAAGGUUACAUUAAAAGGAAGUCAUAUACGGCACACCAUCCUCUUAGCUGUAGACUGGAUGUUUUUGUAGAUUGGAUUUCUCGCUAUGGCACAAUCAGCUCUCUGGUUGAGCCCUGCUUGGCUGUUUGCUUCUUCAGAGAUUGUUUCAGCCACAGGAAGCAGAUCGAUUCUCACAGGAAAUGGCCGAGAUACCAUGUACUACUAAGUGGAAAGUCUGAUGUCUUUGCAAGCCUUCAGGCCUUGGCGAGGGCAACCGAACAAACGAAGCAAGCUACCAGAGUAGGCCAAGUUUGGUCCGUUUUUUAAGCACAACUUUAGGGGUUGCAAAUAAAGCCUUUUUGGUAUUUUUCCUGGAUGACUGCGGAUGAGAAUUUUAAAGUUCGCAGACAAAUAAAAUGCACACUAAUUAAGUGGCACCACAGUGUUUAGCAAUGAUUCGUAAAGGCUUAGUUACAGGGUGAUAACAUCAACCGCAUGUAAUUCCUAUUUGUUAAUUCAUAACUAUCACAAAACAUUUCUGUACUAGACUAACAAGUUUUACUUGUGAAUCUGUUUUAAGGCAAUGUAAAAGUGAAAUGACAGAAGGGGGUUAUGUUCUGUACUGUUGUUUAAAACCACAGCAGUGUGUUUGUUAUGGGAAAGAAUUCAAUACUUUUUAUUGUGUUGUUGGUUUUUUUUUUCAUUUUAUUUUUUAUCAUGACUGUUUUAUUUUUGUAUCAAGUGGGGCAGAUACAUUUGAAAAUUGCGACCCUUUCUGGGGAGAGGUGUAAGCUUGAGAUUAUCUUGUGCACAUAUGAACUUGUAUAUAAACUAAUAAUAAAUUAUUUCUAAUAAA